GCUGUGACAGGGUAUAUAAGCCCGUUGCUGUUACCCCCGUUCAAUCAUCAGGCAGGAUUAGGCAAAAUGCAAGGGCUCACUCUGGUCGUCCUCGCGGUCGUUGCAGUGGUCGCUGUGCUCCCACUUGCAUCAUCGGAAACCGUAGCGUAUUCGUGUGGGACAUAUUCCACCCGCUACACAACCAGCUGUGGUUGGUUUGGAUGGAAACGGUGUACGAGAUACAGGUCAUCUACGAGAACCUGUUAUAAGAACCGUCCAGUAAACGGCGGAUGGACGGGCUAUGGCGCAUGGUCAGCAUACAGCACGUGCACUAAAUCAUGUGGCGGAGGAACCAUGACGAGAUCUCGCACGCGCUCGUGCACCAGCCCGAGACCAGCUUACGGUGGUGCCCAGUGCUCCGGCUCCAGCCGAGCUACCCAGACUACCAGCUGUAACACACAUAGCUGUCCAAUCCACGGAGCCUGGAGCAGCUAUGCCACCUGGACCCCCUACACCGCUUGUACAAAGACAUGUGGCGGAGGAACUCAGACCAAGGCUCGAUCCCGAACCUGUACCAGCCCUCGUCCCCAAUUUGGAGGCAGACAGUGUGUUGGAUCGUCCUCUGAAACGUCAAGCAGGAGCUGCAAUACACACAAUUGUCCUGUUGACGGCGGUUGGAGCAUCUACAGUAUGUGGUCACCCUACAGCGCGUGCUCAGUGAGUUGUGGAGGAGGCAGCCAAUCGCGAUCCAGAACAAGGUCAUGCACUAACCCCACCCCAGCUUAUGGCGGAAGUCAGUGCGCAGGGGAGGCAACUGAUACCUAUAGCAGGGACUGCAACACCCACCCAUGUCCAAUUGAUGGUGGAUGGAGUGACUACAGCGCGUGGACAGACUACAGCACGUGCACUGCUACAUGUGGAGGAGGAUCCCAGUUCAAGACCAGAGACAGGACGUGCACCGACCCCGCCCCUGCCCACGGAGGCCAGGAGUGUGUCGGAGAUGUCAGGGACAGAUCUGAGAGGGACUGUAACACUCAUCCCUGUCCAAUUGAUGGUGGAUGGAGUGACUACAGUGAGUGGACAGAAUACAGCACGUGCACUACCUCAUGUGGAGGAGGAUCCCAGUUCAAGACCAGAGACAGGACGUGCACCAACCCCGCCCCAGCCCACGGAGGCCAGGAGUGUGACGGAGAUGUCAGGGACAGAUCUGAGAGGGAAUGUAACACUCAUCCCUGUCCAAUUGACGGUGGCUGGACCGACUGGGAAGAGUGGCAGGACCUGGAUGAGUGCAGUGUCCUGUGUGGAGGAGGCAACAAGGAUCAGGACCGCUCCAGGACCUGUACCAACCCCACCCCGGCCUUCGGGGGAGCCGACUGUGACGGAGAGGGCUUCCAGAACAGGACCAUCAACUGCAACACCGAGGAGUGUGGAGAUCUUUGUCCAGAAGAUGAGGCCACCUACCACGCCCACGCCACCAAUGAGAGGCGCUUCUUCCAGUGCAGCAAUGGCGUUGCCCAUCGCCAUCAGUGUGCAGAGGGUACCGUGUUUGACUCCGCCAUCUCCGCCUGCAAACAUGCUGCCACCACUGCAGCUCCCACGACGGCGGAGUCCUGUCCCAGCACCGGUGUCGUCAUGAUCGCCAACGAGAGUGAUUGUACCAAGUUCUACAUGUGUUCCAAUGGUAUCAAGUACCCGAUGGCCUGUCCAGCCACCACCCGGUUCGAUGUCAGCUUGAAGGUCUGCACCCAUGGAACAUGUUUCAGAGCGAGAGAGUCCUACCGCUGCUCAAGGUCUUCUCGAUACACAACAAAAUGUGGGUGGUUAAGUUGGGGACGCUGUACAAGAUACAGACAGACAUGGUCGACAUGCUACAAGACAGUGUGGAACGGUGGAUGGACGAGUUACGGACCAUGGAUUUCGGAGAGCAACUGCACGCACACAUGUGGAGGAGGAACAAUGAGGAGAUAUCGCACACGUUUGUGCACCAACCCGAGUCCUGCUAACGGCGGUGCCCAGUGCUCUGGCUCCAGCAGAGAUACCCAGACGAUCAGCUGUAAUACACACGGUUGUAUAGUUAACGGUAACUGGACGGACUGGGAAGAGUGGCAGGACCUGGAUGAGUGCAGUGUCCUGUGUGGAGGAGGCAACAAGGACCAGGACCGCACCAGGAACUGUACCAACCCCACCCCGGCCUUCGGGGGAGCCGACUGUGAAGGAGAGAGCUUCCAGAACAGGACCAUCAACUGCAACACAGUGGCGUGUGGAGAUCGUUGUCCAGAAGGUGAGAACACUUUCCUUGCCCACGACACCAAUAAGAGACGCUUCUACCAGUGCAGCAAUGGCGUGGCCUAUCGCCAUCAGUGUGCAGAAGGUACCGUGUAUGACUCCACUAUCUCUGCCUGCAAACAUGCUGCCACCACUGCAGCUCCCCAGACGGCGGAGUCCUGUCCCAGCACUGGUGUCGUCAUGAUCGCCCACGAGAGUGACUGUACCAAGUUCUACAUGUGCUUCAACAACAUCAAGUACCCCAUGGCCUGUCCGGCCACCACUCGGUACGAUGUCAAACUGAAGGUCUGCAUCCACAACACUGGCGGAUGUUAGAUACAGAAAUGAAAAAAUCAUGUAUACAGCAUCUUCAGAAUAUAUUAAUAAUAAGCAUA
This is a messenger RNA of Haliotis rufescens (red abalone), 2639 nucleotides long. Its product is annotated as semaphorin-5A-like. The transcript has 16 exons. Bases 67 to 2580 code for a protein of 837 amino acids. NCBI's taxonomy places the organism in Eukaryota, Metazoa, Mollusca, Gastropoda, Lepetellida, Haliotidae. Gene Ontology annotation, molecular function: chitin binding. Gene Ontology annotation, cellular component: extracellular region. The record is from RefSeq and is a predicted model, not a curated record.